This is a messenger RNA of Columba livia (rock pigeon), 7066 nucleotides long. RefSeq lists its product as uncharacterized. Bases 5733 to 6689 code for a protein of 318 amino acids. The transcript has 3 exons. The record is from RefSeq and is a predicted model, not a curated record. NCBI's taxonomy places the organism in Eukaryota, Metazoa, Chordata, Aves, Columbiformes, Columbidae.
UGCAAAGCUGCUGUCUGCUCAAGGUGUUUCUCAUCACACAGCACACGUGGUUCACAACGCCUAGGCAGUCUGCCAGCCUUCUGCCAGCCAAACUGAAUUACACAAGAAGCAAAGCAGAGCUAAAUUUAUGCAUUAAACACAAAACCAGAGAGAGAGGGGGCCGGCUCCCCUGGGUGAUCUGGCAGAAGUUACCGCCACCCCCUCCCCGUCACUGCCCCUGCAGCCCGGAGCCGUCCUGAACUGCACAUGCAAAUUAAAAACUGUUGGUUUGGAGCAGUGCAGACGCCCAGAAAACUAUUUGGCAGAGAUAUUUUAGAACUUGUGGCCUCUAGCUGGGUGUGUGACAUGCCGUCCAGUUUGGGCAGUUUUUAUUAGUAAAAACAGAGCCUGUGGCUCUCUGUUCAGCCACCCUGAGCUGCAGUGGAUACAGGAGACUGUCAAUAUCCUGCAAAAUAAAGGUAUUUGUUAAUAUCCCCUCUCUCCCUUUUCACCAGAGACCUACUGGACUCUGGUGUAACCCGGGUAAGAGCAACAUGCUGCAAGUAAGAGCAUCCUCAACCUCUCCCUUGGUGCUGGGUGUAAUUUUUAUUUUGCAGAAACCCCAUGGCUGUGCCAGGAUGUCACCACAAGCCAGAGUUGGAGCAGGCUGUGCUCCCUCUGGGUCUGGGGUGCGGGGUUUGCCUUGUCCCUGUGUGGUUCCAUACUCCCGCUCACUGUGGCUAUCAGCCUCCCAAUGUGCCAGCUGAAAACAAAUUGUUUUCAGCCCCGCAGGUGGCAUUUCAACCAAGGCAUCCCAGCAUUGAGGGGAGACCCUACUGGUCUUGAGAGAGCACACAGCAAAUAGCUGGAUAAAAACCCAAACUGAUAACACGAGCCCAUGAAGCCAAGAGUGCAACCCCAGCUCUGCGGGCUUAUUCACACAAAUAUUCCCUGACCGCUCACUUUUUACCACUUCUCCCUGGCAGUCUUGCUGCUGUUCUGAGGUUUCCUGCCCAAAAUAGUCGCUGCUGUAGCUAACCAGGCUGGUUAGAAGUUCCUGCAUAGGGACAGGACAAGACACUGACCUUCUGCAAAACAAGAUUGUGCAGCAAUACACUGAGAAACAUUGUUCAGGUGAAUUCAGUGGAAGGCAAACACACGGCCAGCUCUCAAAUUGAGCGGUGCUCUCCAGUUCACUGACAGAGCAGGAAAAGAUGGUCAGCAGGCGAUGCAGGAGCCUCUGUAGAGAGGCUGCGGUGAUAUUUUCAUUAAUAACCCUGCCGAUGGAAGAGACGGCAUCUGUGUAAAACACACAGGGCUGGGAGGGCUUGCCAGCGCUUAAGGGUGUGAGUUCAAAAGGGUGGGGGCCUUUCCGAAAAGAUGUGUGUCAGGUAGUGAUGUGUUUGCAGGAGACACAGGGUAUGUUGUUCCUCUCAGCCUGAUGCUGGGGCUGGAACGCCCUGCCUGCUUUGGGCUGACAGGUUAAGAAGGAUGUUGAUGAACUGGAGGAAGUUCAGAGGAGAAGCACAAAUAAUAAGAUGAGGUUCAGUAACCACGGCUUAUUAGGAAAUGUUAAAGAAGAUGGGUUUGUUUAGUCUGGAAAGCAGAAGACGUGAAAACAGUCUAUCAUCAGGCAAAGUUUAAUUAUAAAAUGGAUGGUAAUUGAUUGUACUGUAAAGUUGCUGCAUAAAGGCUGAGAACAGAAACACUUAAUUGGGUGUAGCGAAUGUUUGUGUUGGACAUCACUAAAAGCUCUCUAUCAGCUACAGCAGUAAUGCAGCACUAGCAAGGUCUCUCGGGGAGAGCUGGUGUCUCCUUCCUGGAAGAUUUAAGGUUAGACAAACAUCCAUCAGAGAUGAUUCCCUAGGACCCUGUGUCUGUGGGCUGAGAAAGGGAGAAUUAAUCCAGCCAUCCUCUCCCAUUGCCUGGGCAGACCCCUGAAAUAAUUGACUACAAAAGUAGGGGCCAGACCUUGGUGUCCCAAGGCAAGAAGCAGCACCAAUACUUUGACAAGGGUUGGCACUGAAUCCAGCCAUAGCCUGGAAUAAAUAUCCUGCUGUGCAUAAGUCCUGACAGAGGAGAAGCAAUAAGUCCAGCAGUUAAAAUGCAAAUGUUUUCUCAGCACACUCUGGAUUGAUGGGUGUACGCAGGGAUGUUCUUUGCCUGCAUCCGCCACCCUGCUGGGUUAGACCACCCCGCAGCCCUGUGAGUGUGACCGAGGAGAGGAUGUUGCUCUCUCUUUCCCACCUUAACCUUAUCUCACAUCUGGUUUACAUUACCUUAUUUUCCUUUUCUCUGCCAGUGCCUACCGGCACACCUGCCUGCUGCUGCUGCCUAGCAGGCCUUAUCAUCAGCCCACAGCCCUAUCUGAACUGGCAUCUCUUUUGGCUUCCCACAGGAAAUGAGCUGGGGGGGUAUAUGCACAGCACCAAAAUUUAAACACGUGGCCAUAUUAUAAACAAAGGGUGGAGGACUCUAGCAGGCAACCGAAAGCACUCAAACGAGGCUCUUGAUGCUACCAGCAAACUAAUACAACUCAUGCUUGUGGGGUUGCCUCUGCUCAUGAGCUCUUCAAGGAGACCCAGAUUGUCCUGGCUUUCCAGCCCCUAAGACCCACAACCUGGUCUGCAAGUGCUCAACUGUGUGUGACAGUGGUGAUGUCCCCUGCGUGUGACUAGUGAUGUUCCCUGCGUGUGACAGUGGUGAUGUCCCCUCCAUUCAGCAUCUUUUGCAACCCCACCACUGGCCAGUCAGCCCCAGCCUUUCCUGCCCAUGGGAUGCGGUGGGAAAGAGGAGUGGAGGAGGGUCCCUGCUUCUGAGCCAGGUACUUUCUCCUUCAUGUCUUCACAAAAAAACCUGUUGGUUUUCUCCACCUAAACCCUUAUUUCUAAGGAGAAGCGAUGUCUCACCACAGGCUCACCAAAACCACACCCCUCUAUGGCCAGCAGUAUCUUUUUGCCCUUCGCUUGCCGCAACAAGGCUGAAAUCAGCUUUGAUGUGAAUUUUAAAAAGAAGGAGACAGUGACAGGCUUGUCCUCCUCCCUCGUCUUUCCUCCUGGUGACCCCACAUGGGUUUACCAGGCUGGCUUGUCCCUGCAUGCCAGCCCUCGCCUGCCUGCAUAGCUGGCAAGGAGGUGUAAUCCAGCAAAGCUGUGUUUGGUGUUUCGUGUCAUUUUACAUCUGAUCUGAAACAAAAUCCAGAGCUUUUUUUUUUUUUUUCUUGUGAAGACUAGAAUAAAAUAAAAUAAAAAAUCAAGCCAUUAUUUAAAUAAUCAGUGGAUGGGAGCUCAGUGACACUGAUUUAUAGGGAUUUAGUUUCAACCUUAAAGCCUGGUGGGCUGCAAUCUUCUGAUUAAUUCUUCCACAAACAACAGGGGUAAAAAAUCUCCCAGUCUUGACCCUGCUCCCGCUAAAGAUGCCUUGCAGGGUGAACCUCUGGGGAUGGGCAGAGGCAGGAGAGGCUGGGGUUUGGCUGCUCACAGUUACGUGACACUGGAGCUUUUCCACCCAUCACCUGUCCCUUCUCCUCCCCAGGCAUCUCCUCCUGCCCAUCUCCCUCCAGGCUGCAUGACUGUGCCCUCACUAUCACUCCUUUCUCAGAAACAUGAACUCAGCACUGGAUGUAUUCUGUAAUCAAAUCAGACCCGAAUGAGGUUAAAGGAAAACCGAAAAGCUUUCUAAUAAUGAAUAAACCAACGGGGAUUAAGCGCCCUGGCCCAUCUAGAAAUGAUACGUGGGCAGACUGAAAAUGCAAACUAUUACAUUAGAAAACAGGAUCAGGAGGAGAGGAUUUAGCAGGCAGGAGCAAGCAGAGCGUGUGUCCAGCUCCGUGACAUUUCAGACCAAGGUGGAAGAAACCCCUGCUCUGGGUUUCAAUGGCCCCACUCCGGGAGAAUUUAAUCUGGUGGGUGGUGCCCAAUACCCUGCAGGUCUGUGUCUCUUAUCAUGUUCAGUCUUAUCCAAACUAAUUUUGGAAGGGAGGUUUCCAAGGAGGCUUUCCAUAAAAAUCCCAUGUUUUGAUGAUGAUGGCAAUGCUCACAUUAGCUUUCUCCUUAUUUCUUUCCUCUUUAGCCUUGACUACACUGGUCUCGCCCUCUUCAUUGUGAAACUCCCUUUACGCCUUUCACAGUUUCACUGAACAGCUUUGGGCAGACUUUAAUCCUGUCUGUCUGUCCUGAGGAGAAGCGGCCAGGACUCUGGGUGAACUUAGAGCACUACUCAAUUCCCUAAAGGCAUUUUUUACCCUUUCUGUGGUUUCUUAUCCCCCUGCCCAAUGCAGUCGACUCCUUGUGCUGCUUCUGGCUGCUGAGCCAGCAUUUCUUCCUCUGCACAUCGUUACUAUGGGGUCUUAUAUAUUUUUAUUCUCUCUCCUGAGUCACUAAGGCUGAUUUAAAACUCACUGUAGGAAAAUUUCAAGCGACGUUUUAUCAUGUGCACUGCUUUUCACUGCUUGCCAUUUCAUUUAACCCUCUGGCAGGCUCUUCAUUAGUGUACCUGCACCCGGUCCCCUCGCAGCUUAUCCAAACCUCAGACAGCUGAUAUUAUUUUCUAUUCCCUGAGAUUUUUUUCCACUUGACUGUUCACCCUUUUCCCCUUGCAUUGUUAAUAAAAGACUUUCAUCCUAAGAUGGACGCUCGGGGAUGUCCUAUUAUUGUAUUAUUUAUACUUUGAGAAUGAACUCUUGAUUUCAUUUUUUCUUCUCUGUCUCUUAACGAGCUUUUAAUACAUCGUGGAAGUUACACAAUCCCCCUUUGGCAAUUGAGUUUCUUUAAAAGCCUCUUUGACGGCCUUUAUCAAAAAGCACUCAGGAAAAUGUAUUAACUCUUCUCCAUUAUCCACUAUUCCGUUGACUUAACAUAAGAUGAAUGGAUUUUUUUUCCCAGUGUAUUAGAAGCACGCAGGCGGUUUUUAAUUAUUAUUUCAAUUUGCUUGCUACCUACAGAAGUAGUUACAAUUCCUAAAUGGAUCUUUGCAAACAUGCUCAGGUGAACUAUUUAUUUGCUGAAAAAUGCAGGGUUGGGGUUAAUUAAGACUAAUUGCAAAUUCAUCAAAAAGUAUGGGAAACAGUGCUGAAAAACCCUUUUUUUUUGACAUGUGAAAAAUGCAUUUCCUUCUGCAGCUUUUAAACGAAAUAUUCUAAUUUCUCCUUUUCGAACAAUAUGUCAAGAUUAAGUGGAAUUUUAACCUGCUUCUCCACAUUGUAUUAAUGGGUUUCUAGGGAAAAUUUCUUUUCAAUAGCAACCAGCUAAAACCAGAGAGGGAGAGAUAUCUUGUUGCAGCCCACUGUUCUUCCACAACAAAACCAAAUGAAUUAACAAACCAUUUGAUGCUGUCCUCCAUACCUUCCCCUCCUCCCCUUCAAGCAAUAAACAGGUUGUUUAUACCUCUCUACAGCUCAGGAUUUCAGGGAUGAAAACCAGGGGUUAUUCUUCAGGCUUCCAAGGAGCAACAGGGCAGUUCCUUCACUCCUCUGGGUGGAAAAAGCAUGAGUAGGGACAUGGUUGUUGUGAUGUCUCAGGCUUGGGACUCCCUUAGGAGUACCAUGGGGGACAUCCAAAGGCAAGAGGACUCCAUUGGUCUGCUCAGAUGUUUUUCUCAUCUCUUCCUCUGGCCCAUUGACCCCUGCACCCAUGGGACAUCUUUGAAAAACAUCUUCCCUUAAAAACUGGCUGCUUCCUGUCAGUGCAAGGGCAUCUUUAACUGAAAUAUUGCGAUGGGUUUGAGCUGGUAAAUGUUUUCCUGGAUUAAGGGGGAUGUCCGCUUACUCUCUACUUCCAAAAGGCAUGAAAUGCUUUGAAGGGGUGCAGCAGGGCACCUACCAGGGACAUUUCAAAAGAAGACCAUGUGUCAUGUGCCAUAAAACCUGCCUGGGUUCAUGGGGCGCAUUCAAGGGAAAUUCCCUGGAAAUAGUUUUCCAUGGGAUGGGACCACAACACUCUUUUUCUUUCCUUGCAUCCCUCCCAAAUGGGUGUGAGAGGUCACCAGAAAGUUGUCACGCGGAGCAGAGAGCCAGACCCACUCCUUCUCCUUUGUUUCUAGGUCCUGUUGUACGAGGCCAACUCUACAGGCAGCUGUCCAGGCACUGCAGCCUUCCAGGUAGCUCCUGGCUUAACCUGCCGGUUCCCCAGCCUUCAGAGACAGAGCACAGCCCAAAAAAACAGAUGUCUUCUUCUGAGCCCAUCCUGGACCUCAAGACAGACACAACAGAAGCUCUUCCAGCCCAUUGUGACCCAGAGGAGCCAAAUCAAAGCUAUGAGACAAGGCAGGACCCAGCCAGCCCCACCAGUGGGGACAACGUUGAAACCUCUGGCAGCUGCAGUGAGCCCAGGCCAGCUCCAGACACGGAUGAGACCCUGCCACGCAGAGACCCCCAGUCAGAGGCCAAGGAUCCCAGCCCCACCGACUCAUUGCCAUGGCCAGAAGCCCCUGAGGAGUGUCCAGCCCGCCCCAACACCCUGGACUUCUCCAAGUCCCUGAAGAAGCUGGAGGAGGUGAAGCAGGCAGGGCAGAGGAGAAACAGCGACCAAGCAGCAGUGAAGGAGAAUGGGGUGGAGGUCAGUCCUGCCACAGCAGUGAGCGAGGAGAGACGGGCGCUGGAGUCCGAGCUGGGGAAAUGCAUUGAGGAGUUCCGCAAGAUCAAGAUCCCUGUUGCCUUUCCCAACAAGAAGCGGCAGUGGCAGAGCGAUCUGCUGAAGAAAUACCAGCUGUGAGGGGACACCCCAUCCCCCAUCCGGGGGGAGGAUGUCCUCCAGUGCGUUGAGUGUCUCCACUAACGUCCUCGGGUAGCAGGUGGCAUACACUACCCAUGCUCCCAAAAUGAGGAGUGUAGGUUGCUCAUUAAACCCACCCAGCAGUCAAAAGGGUUACAAGUCUGUACCCACAACAGAGUGCUCCUUGCUGUGGGCAUCAGGAAGGAUGUAUGACGUCCUAAGUGGCAUAAUCACGGGUGGAGGGGCAUAGAAAAAGGAAGGAGGCCCAGAGUGAAUGUUCAGGGCCAGAGGUACCAUGCAGCAGAAGUUCCCACAUCCAUGAGAAUGAAUCUUCCUGGUGUUUCAAGUAAUAAAAUAUAGUUGGUGUUGAAAAUUAA